CUCUGGCCAAUGUUUCAAUGAAACAUCAGCUCUUCUGACCAUGGAUUACCUGCGAUCAAUGAAAUCUAAACUGGUUAACAAUCUUGCGUCAACCGGUCUUAUUCAACACCCUGCAUAUGGAGAAGACAUCGAACUUUGCCCUGGGGAUCGAGUCGUUUCUCGCAAAUACACAAAUGAACUUACAUCACCUGACGAUACCCCGGAUGCAGAGACGUCGGACGAAUCUAUAUCCCAUCAUGCUAAUGGACGAGCGUUAGGACCGACACAGAGUUCGGAUAACCAAGUCGAAAAGCCCUCCGAUGAGCAAGAGAAGGGAAAGAGCAGCGCUUUACAAGCUUGCUGGAAUGUCAGUAACUGUAUGCAAGGCAUUGGUAUCCUCAGCUUACCAUACACAGUCAAGCAAGGGGGCGUGGCAUCAUUGGUUGCCAUGGUAGUUAUACUCAUCCUUGGUCACUAUACCAGCAAGAUCCUAGUUUACUGUAAAUACGACGACGAUGAGGAUGAUGAAGAUAGCGACUCGAGGAUAAACGACACGCGUAGAAAUGCUCCGAUUGAAUCUGACCGUCCAGAGGUCGUGCGAGAGACAUACGCCGACAUCGCUGAUGCUUGCUUCAAACAUGGAGGCCACGUGAUCAAUGCUGUACAGAUCGUUGACAUUCUGACGGUGGCAGCGCUGUAUCUUCAGUUGUCGGGUGCCCUUCUGGUAGAUACCUUUCCGCAAGCUGGAUUAAACCGGUUUCUCUGGACAGCCAUAACCGUCGUCGUGCUUCUUCCAACGGUGCUCUUCAAGAAUCUUACAAGGAUAUCGUGGUUGAGCCUGGUGGCUUUAAUCGCUCUUGCCGUGAUGUUAUCAAGUGUAGUGUGGUAUAGCUUCGGUCGUAGCAUCCACUGGAAGAUGGAGAGCAUCCCGCCGUUUUCCAUCGAGCCCUUCGCCAUCAGCGCCGCCAUGAUAUCUCUCAAUUUUGGGGCGCAGUUCUUGAUGCCGGGAGUGGAAGGCAGUAUGCGUGAACCUUCCAAAUUCAACACGAUGCUCAACUACUCCUACAUAGUUACAGGGUUUCUCAACGUUGGCUUCUCCCUCUUCGCCUUCUUGACCUUUGUGGAAGACACGCAGGAGUUCAUCACUUACAACAUGCCUCGAGGACCACUCCAAGCUACCGUCAGUUGUCUUUUCGUCAUCAAAUCCUUACUUACUUACCCGCUUAUGAUUUUUGUCAUCGUGAGUACCGUCGACUCAAUGAAGUUGUCGUUCCUGCCGCGUUGUUAUCCAGAACAAGAUGAGCGUUGUCCACCUAUUUGGGCCAUCAUUUUUAGGGUUAUCCUAGUAGGCAUGUCUUUCCUGAUGGCAGUAGCAAUUCCGCACUUCUCGUUGCUGAUGGGUGUUUCUGGGAGUCUCACCGUACCUUGGCUGGACUAUAUAUUCCCUUGUCUGUUUUAUUUAAAGCUGAGAAAGGCCAAUAUAGGAAUGCUGGAGAAAGCAUAUCUUUGGUUCAUCAUCUUGCUAGGUGGAAUAGCAGGUGCCGUAGGACUUUUCUAUUCGUGUAGAGCUAUGGUUAGGGCAAUGUCAGGAGAAAUUAAUGAUGGCUGGUAGUAGCUGCUCACUGAAUCAGACUGUGUUUAUUUUCAUCUUUCGUGCACGAAUAUUUCAAUUUGAUAUUAUUCUUAGGUUCAGCCAACAAAACUACCAGUAGACUUACUAUAAACUUAAAAGAUGAUGAUUUGUGUGGAUUGUACCUUGUAGCGUAUGAAACCAUUAGGUGAAUGGAAGCAGGAUUCUGAUCAGGAACAUGUUGGUCAUGAAAUUUUACAAAAUUAUGUCUGAAACCAAGGUCAAGAGCAGUCUGGCAACCACGUUGAUGCCGUCUCUAACACCAGACUUUGAUUUCAUUCAGUGGUUUGGAUAAGAAUCAAACUCUGUUCAGUUAUUUAGUGGACCACUCGCCCCUUGUUUUUUUUUUUAUUUUAAGUUAAAGACCAAACGAGUUUUUCGAUUACCACCACUCCUUUCUUUUUCCUUUUCCCCUUUGUUUUUCUUGCUUUGAAGAUCUUUACCGAUCUUAUCAAUAUUGUGCAAUCUUCUUCCACUCUCGUUAGUCAACCAUAAAAUUCAACCAAUUUGUGAAGCUUGAGUAUCACACAUCUCAUUGGUAAACAUGUUAAUAGUCGGGUGAGUAGAAUAAAAUGUGGCGGUAAACAUAAUGUUUGACGAACGGGCAAAUUCUUUCGUCAACUCCCAUGAGAGGUUAUUUGGAUCAUUAUCAUGAAGACAUUGAAUUCAAGAAAAACCUUUUGGCUGGUAUUCUGACAACCAUGUUUUAGUUAAACCUGGCUUAAGUUUGACCACACUUUUAUGGAGUGCCAGUUGUCUACUCAAUCACCACUUCAAAAAAUAUCCUUACCCUUCUGCAAAAAAGUUAUCCAAAAAUAAUAAAAAGAAAUUGAAAAUAGAUGAAGUUCAAUAAACUUCAAUUAAUUUAUUGGUACAUUAUCAUUUCCUGGAAUAUGUAUGGAGUAUUAUAAAGCCAAGCAUUCCAUAAAAUAAAAGUGUGGUUUAAAAUUCUAGUUUAGACUAGGGUUAAACCUAGGUUUAAUCAUCAGAAUAACUCGCGUUCUCUUUUCGCACCACCAUUGCCCAAUAUUCCAUUUGAACCCUUCAAUUCAAGAGAUGGAUAGAUCGACAGUCAAAAUGAAAGGAUUUCCUUGCCAAACCCGGAAAUAUAAAUGUAACCGAGCCGAUUCACGGCCGUACGCAGGUUUUUUUUCCCGGGGGGGGGGGGGUGGCAAGACGCAUACAAAUUUUCGGGUCAAAAGAAACCCUCAAAAGCGAGGGAGAAAUGCGACCGAGGUUGUCAUUGAGGGCCCCUAUGCAUUUUCUGAAGUGAUGCUGAAUUGUUAACACACACUUUCAGUGAUUUUCUGAAAGUUUUCAUAAAUAAGAAAAAAAAAACUUUUCAAAACUUCUAGGUGGCAACUGCGCUACCCCUCCCUGCGUACGGCCAUGGCCCGAUUAAAAUUUAUGAUAUUUGAGCAAAUCACUUGCCCUUUUCUUGUGGAAUGGUUUAUUAUUUGUGCUAUACUCGAUAUGCGUUUUCAUUUCCAAGACAAAUUUAUCCUAAUGUAAUGUUGUACAUAAUUAUUUCCAAUUAUCUUGUUAUUUGAUCUUCAUUAUGCGAAUAUGGAUAUGACUGGUAAUAUUAAUAUGCAAUAUGAUAUCGAAAGUUCAGAACCUUGUUUGAAUUCAAAGUCAAGGAUUCAAAAUAUUUUAAGUUGAAAUAAAAAUGAUGUAAACUCUG
Lytechinus variegatus (green sea urchin) is the source of this 3293-nucleotide messenger RNA. Its product is annotated as vesicular inhibitory amino acid transporter-like. Gene Ontology annotation, biological process: amino acid transmembrane transport. Gene Ontology annotation, molecular function: amino acid transmembrane transporter activity. Lineage: Eukaryota; Metazoa; Echinodermata; Echinoidea; Temnopleuroida; Toxopneustidae. The record is from RefSeq and is a predicted model, not a curated record. The transcript has 4 exons. The coding region runs from base 41 to 1591 and encodes 516 amino acids. Gene Ontology annotation, cellular component: vacuolar membrane.